Molecule: messenger RNA, 4080 nt
Organism: Zonotrichia albicollis (white-throated sparrow)
Lineage: Eukaryota; Metazoa; Chordata; Aves; Passeriformes; Passerellidae
Source: RefSeq, a predicted model, not a curated record
CUGGCGGCGGAGAGGGUGCAGGAGCCGGCGAGGCGGCCCCCUUUCCCUCCCGUGCUUUUAUUCCCGGCCGGGAGCUGCCGGGGAAUUUCCCGGAGUGUAGCCAGGGGGCAGUGCCCCGUUGGCCCCUUUCCACCGGUGGGUGUAUGCAGCUAAAGGAGCAGGGCGGAGAGAGAAGACCGGCCGUUCCCGGCACAGCGGCUGCUUUAGGUCCGGGAGCGAGGGAAGUGUGGCACUGCACCGUCCCGAGAACCGCCCAGCGUCUGCUGGGACCCCAUUCUCCGAAAGGAGCGGCGGCUUUUUGUGGGGGCUCUCCGUUAGCUUGCAGGGUGCAGGGUGCUGCGCCAAAGGGGAAUUUGGGUUCUGGAGGUUGCCUUGCUGCCGAGCCAUGUGCAAUGCCCACUCUUACUCAGUGGCAUUGUUCUCCUGAGCACCCCUUCAUUCACCUAGUUUUUGAAAACCCUUUUUUCCUCGGAUUUCCAUAUGUACACUCUACUACUGACAGCCUUCUGUUCCACUCCUUCACAUACAGAGGUCACUCUCUGCCUUCAUUCCUGUCAAGGCAUUUUGCUGAGUUCAGUUAUAAAGAAGCAAAAUGAUAGUUUCCUAUGAGCUUUUAAUGCAAACGAGAUACAGGUUUUCUACAUUUCAUUUACACACAGGUUUAGAUCACUUAGAUUACUUUCUUUUGUAAUAAGUUUUAGUACAAAAUAGAAUAUUGCACUUUAUUUGUCUUGGUUUUGGGUGGUUUUUUUUUUUAGCAAAUUUGUUUUCUUGCACAGACUUUUGUGAGCAUGAGUGGGGUUCAGCAAAUCAAUUUGUUCCAGGAUCAGGCAGCCGUGUGUCUUGCCCCAUUUGCCUGAAUGCCUUAGAUUAGAUGAACUGUCUGAGAACAAAACCAAGUCAGGACCCAAACCAGAUAAGAUACAGUGUAUAAAGCAGUCCUGAAAAGGGAUUAAGGAGAUAGCAAGCUGAUGGGACACAAAGACUCUCAUUCCUGGGCUCCAUCAUCUACAGCUCAGCUGUUUCAUACAGCUACUGGCUUAGUCCCUCAGGAGAUCAGCCCUGCAGGAAGAUUUUAUGUCACAAGCAAAUGGUGAUUGACCCAGGUUAUCAGGAAAUAUCUAAUGACUAGUUUGGACCCCUAUCCAGAUGCAGUUUGGUAACGACAUCCUUGGGAGCAUCUGGCUGUUAGCUUGGUCUUAAAAGGAAGCUACAUGGUCAGCUUAGGGGCAGCCACUAAUUAGAAACCUUCACUGAGAUCCCUUGAGAUGAUGGAGGUGGAAUCACCAUUCCCUCCAGGUUAUAGCCACACAAGCCUUGGACUGGGAGUUCCCCAUAUGAUUGUCCCAAGGAAGUGCCAUGUUCUUUGCAGCAAGAAGGAUUUGCCCAGCUGCAGCAAACUGAGGCAACAAGCAGGUAGGAUGGUGCACAGUCUGCUCCGGGUCAUUGCAGUUAUCCUUGGCAGAUCCAGCUCAGAGUGAUGUGGGGAGCAGAUCCCUCACUGUCACUCGUGCGCAGUCAGAUUACACACUGCUCUUGGACAGUACGCAUGAGUAAGGACAGCUUACGUGACGGCACUUGGCUUUAUGCUUGCAUGACUGCUAACAAGAACUGACCCAUCAGCCUCAUUCCACAGUGGUUACUGCUGAGGAAAUUCCAGAUGUCUCCUGGGGUCUGGAGCGUGAAGCUGUUUUUAGACACGGAGCAGCAAUGUGUGAAACUCUGCGGCCAGCUCUCCCUGAGAGCAGCAGCCAGGUCAUGGACAUGCUGUGGUGCAGCAGAUGGUACAGAGCCUGGUCCUCUGACUCAGGGCUUGCACAAACAGGCCUGGAACAAGGGAAAUGGGUGUCUCUGGGGCUAUUUCAACAUGCAAGACCAUCUGCCUGAGCAAGGCUUUGUACCUGCAGACUUCAGAUUGCUUCUAGCUCCCUUCUGUGGGGAAAUGUGAGUAAGGUCUCUUCAGUCUAGAUGACAGCAGCAACAAGGCUGAGCUGCAGAGUAAUUCUCUUCAAUUGUAACUUUUGCCCUGUUUCCCUUCACCACCUUUGACAAAAUGUCUUUAGCAAGUACAGAAAAGAUAGGGAACAGACAGCAUCACUUCAGAAAGCUGAGUUUUUCCCUGCCUGCUGCCCUCUUUCAUUACAGAUGUUUGCCAUGCACUGAGUGCAGGUGGAACAAAUAGAAUCGUGAAAUGGCUUGAAUUGGAAAGAGACCUUGAAGGUAAUUUUGGAUUAAGUUUAAAUUAGUUAUUUUAAGUUGUGGUGUCAGUGUAGCUGGGACAGAGCUCACCACAAGGUUUGUAUUUGCCUCACUGAAGUUCCCGUUCAACUCACCCAGCUCUUUAGCAGAAGCUGCUGUGUGAAGAUACGCCAGGAUUCUGUGAUUCUGUGAAAUCUCUCAGUGUCCUUAGCCUGGGUCUUGGGGUUACUGGGACACAGAAAGCACUCCCAGCUCAGGCAGGCCCUGAAUAGGUACAUAAAGACAAUAAACCUUAUGGCUCAAUUGCCUUCACAUUAUCCAGUCCUUAAUUCAUUACAUGCAGGAAAUGAUUUAGCUCCUUUGUUUCAGACUUUGGCUGUGUGCCUUUCCACAGCAGGUAUUUAUUUGGCUUGGCACCUGUAGUGGGAGCCAUUCAGUGGCAGCAGGCCCAGGAGAGCUACAAGACAAUUAAACAAGAGAUGUCUCACUUCAACAAGUGAGGACUUCUCCUAAGUGCACGAGAAUUACCUUGGAGGAGGUGUCCCAGAUAUAAGACUAAGGUCAACUUUGAUCAUGGCCUAGAAACCAUUUAACAUGGCCAAUCUCUGAAGGAGCAGUCUUAUUUCCUCCAAGGUUUUUGUUAGGAAUUAUUUAUGUUCUGAUCUGUAAAAUGUUGAGUCACUGCUACCUAGUACAGACUGAAGUCAGAGGGUAUGGACUGCUGAUAUCCUCUCAUCUUCAUUAUGUUACCUUUUUUACCUAUAGCAGUAUGUUUCAUAGCAUUCCCUGUCUAUAGGAGGUGCUGCUCCCUAGCACCUAUAACUCCUCCUGUGGAUCCAGCUCUGUCAUGAAGUACAAACAUAUUUGCUGGAGGGAGAAACCAAAUUUCAAGCUACAGUUUUGUGCAAGGUGCCACCUGACCUUUUCUGAGAUCAUUGAUGGGACUGUGGAGGCUGGUUUCACUGUCACCUUACUAAGUGGGACUCCUGGACACACAACAAUUCCCAAAAAGAUCAUGGGCUUUGCUCUCAGAGGUGAAGAACCAAACAGAGAAGAAAGCAGAAAAUGAGGAACUGAUGGAAUUUUUGACUACAGGGGUGCAGACUCUGUCUCAGGUUUGGUGUUGGCCCUAGAAAGAAAGAAGAUGGAAAAGGAAGCUAUUAAAAACAACCAUAUAACAGAUUCAUCUCUUCUGAGUAAAUGAAGAAAGUGACUAUGAAGGCACAGCAUCUGCCUUCUGUUUUCAUCAAUGAAGAGAAGUUCGUAACCAGAGAGCAGCUCAGUUCUCUUCUGAAGAAUUAUAACUCUUACUAUUCAGAUCAAGAGAAUCUGCAACUGACAUAUAAUCAGCAGGAAGGAAGCACCCCCUUCAUUGAAGGAAUCCUGUCGAUAUUCUGGGGCGUGCGGCAUCCUAUCAGAUUAAAGAUUCAGGAUGAGAAGCAAAUACCCUCUUUUGUAACCCUGAAGUCAACAGAGAAUGUGAGCUUUUUCCCCAGUAAAAGGGGAAUGACUCGCUGGGGAGAGUUUGAUGACCUCCAUCACAUCAGCGGAGAUACACUGAAAUCUACGGAGGAGCAGCCAGACCUCCAGCAAAGUUAUCCAUGCUAUGAAAGUCACACCCUCAGGUCCAGGAGGGAGCAGGAGCUCGACUGUGCCACCCUGCCCCGCAGCAGCAGCGAUGCCGCGGCCGUGCGCAGGAGGACCAAGCUCCCCACCAUCACCAGGACAGAAGUAGAAACUCACAGGUUCUCUAUCAAUGGCCACUUCUACAACCACGAGACGUCCGUUUUCACUCCGGCUUUUGGGUCAGAAACCAAAAUAAGAAUCAACAGCCAGAUGAGAACCAGACAAGUGAUAGAGCAGUUGCUUCGGAAGUUUAAG